Messenger RNA from Fraxinus pennsylvanica, 501 nucleotides. Lineage: Eukaryota; Viridiplantae; Streptophyta; Magnoliopsida; Lamiales; Oleaceae. The record is from the annotation of a GenBank genome assembly.
AUGGUGGAUACAGGCAGUUCUUGCUAUCCAACAAUGGUUCUUCCAUGUGAAACGAUGAUACCUGAAUUUUGUGUCCUUGAUCUCAUCAAUUUAUAUCCUUGUUUGACUGAGGAGGGAGAGGUACUUCCAUUCCUCGGGUUGAAAAUUGAAAUCAGUUCAGGCACUGAUAUUUUGAUUCAUGCCUAUGAGGGCAUCUUUUCAUUCAGUACUGGGGGUUCACUGACAAAUGUAUUAGUUAUAUUUGCAUGCUAUGCUGAUGAAAGAAUACGCUUGAGAAAAGGAUCUCUACCAGCUAGACAUCCUAUUGUUCAUAAAGAAAGUGUUGAAGUACUAAAGAGAAACAAUAAUGGGGUUGAAGAAGCUAUUGUUUGCAAAGGAGGUCAUGUUUCAGGUACAAAGAAGAGGAAACUUUCUAGGAUUAUGAAGGAUUCCCAUCAUUGGUUACCAAGCAUCCAUGAAGAUUACUACGGACCAAGAAGUCACAAACCUAAGCACCAUUAA